AUGUCAUCUAUAGACAGCAGAAUACACGAGACUUGGUCCAGAUUGAAAGCUUCACACAACCAAGUACAACAGAUAAGCGUAGAAGCACCAAGUCUAGAGAAAAUAAUUGCAGAUCAACCGAACAGUGAUGAGUUAGAGAAAGAAUUGAAGGAUUUAGUGAUGAAAUGGUACUGGAAUGGGUAUUACCAAGGAUUUGAUGAUAAUGAAACGAAGCCCAAGUAG
Molecule: messenger RNA, 222 nt
Organism: Debaryomyces hansenii CBS767
Lineage: Eukaryota; Fungi; Ascomycota; Pichiomycetes; Serinales; Debaryomycetaceae
Exons: 1
Coding region: 1-222 (73 amino acids)
Source: RefSeq, a predicted model, not a curated record